AAGGAAAGGAAGAAGGGUGAUGGAUGGCGCGAUUGGGUGGCUGGCGCGAAACAUUCAGGGCGCCCUCGCCACCGCGGAGCUGCAGGCGUGGAUUCGCCGGGCGGGCCUCGCGCAUGCCAUCCAGAUGCUGGAGACGGAGGUGGAGGUGGCCGACAUGGGGUACGCCGCCGUGCGGGAGAGGCUGCCCGGGGACAGGCCGCUGCUGGCCCGCUCCCUCGCCCGCCUCCACGACCUGCUCUACCAAGCCGACGACCUCGUCGACGAGCUUGACUACUACCGCCUCCUCCACACCGCUGCUCGUUCAUCAUCAGUGGUCGGGUGCAAUGACGCGUCCAUACAAUCUACGGCUACGCUCGCCGACCUGUUCAUCUACUCCCCUUCCACAGAUUCGUCAGAUAAUGCUGUGGGCGAGCAGCAAGACAGAUUUGGGGAGGAAUACAGGGGAGAUAUGAAUAUGAUGGAUAGCCAGGUUGCCAGCAAGAGGCAGUCGUUUUCCAUGUGGGAACAUCAUGAGCUCCUGGAUCAAGAUGGACAUGAUUGUCGGGUCAAAUGUUAUUGCUGCGGCUCGGAGCUGAUGGUUAGGCAUGGACUGGGCACAUCACAUUUGAAGACUGCAUGCUGCGAGAGUAGAAAUGAAGCAACUGAAUUCUCCAAUGACACACAUACCGCUCGGAGAGAGCAGGAAGACAUGUUUGGGGCAGUGUUUGGCAAUAAGAAAUCAAGGGGAGAUAUAGAUGCACAGAGUAGGCAGGGUGGCAAGACACGGUCUCCGGUAUGGGACCACUUUGUCAUCUCUGAAGCUGAUGAAAACAGCAGGCCUGUGAAAGCCAAGUGUGUUCACUGUGGCUCACAGCUCAACUGUGGACCCAAACAUGGGACAUCGGGUUUGAAACGCCAUAUUGAUAGUGCAGCUUGUACCAAGAAAAAACAAGCAGCCGACAAGCCGCUAAACACUUCAAGCAGCGCUGAUGGUAUAGAAAAUAUUGAAACUGUUGUGAUUCCUGGUUCACACAGCAGAAAAAGGAGUAGAAUGGAUGCGGAGUCAACAUGCGGGACCAAACCUAAAACACACCUUUGGGACAAGGCUGAAUCCUUGCAUAGGAUACAAGAAAUAACUCGCCUGUUACAAGACAUAUCAGGGGUUCUGAGUAAGGUUCUCAAGUUAUAUGGACCAGAUUUUGCUGCAAGCUCAAAUCACUAUCCAAGUACAAUAUCAGAUCAACACGUACGAACAUCAAGUGUUGUCGCAAGGAAAGUCUAUGGAAGAGUUACAGAGAAGGAUUACAUCAUAAAGUUCAUGACAGAAGACAGACCCGAUGGUUCAUAUGUUCUUCCUAUUGUAGGCAGUGCAGGGGUUGGGAAGACUGCUCUUGCUCAGCUUGUAUACAAUGACCCAAUCGUGGCAGAGCACUUUGACCAAAGGAUAUGGGUUUCGGUGUCUAACAACUUCGAUGAACUAAGGCUCUCCAGAGAGAUCUUAGAUUUUGUCUCUCAGAAGCAAACACAUGAAGGAUUAUGCAGCUUUGCCAAGCUUCAGGAGGUCUUGAAGAUGCAUAUCACAUCAAAGAGGGUUCUGCUUAUUUUUGAUGAUGUUUGGGAUGAAUCUAACUUCCGCAGAUGGAGCCAACUAUUGGCUCCUUUGCAGUGUGGCACAAAGGGUACUGUGAUUCUUUUGACAACUCAAAAAAUUUCUGUUGCACAAACUGUUGGUACAGUUAAACCAAUUAAGUUACGUAGUUUAGCAUAUGACGAUUUUUGGUUAUUAUUUAAAUCAUGUGCAUUUGGUGAUGAGAAGUAUGAAAGGGAUCAAAAUCUUAGCAUCAUUGGAUUGCAAAUAGUAGAGAAGUUAAAGGGAAACCCAUUGGCAGCAGCAACAGUAGGGGAGCUAUUACGAAGGAGCCUUACUAUUGAUCAUUGGAAUAACAUUCUGAAGAACGAAGAUUGGAAAUCUCUGCAACUCAGUGGAGGUAUAAUGUCUGCUCUGAAGCUUAGCUACGACCAGCUCCCAUACAAUUUACGACAAUGCUUCUCAUUUUGUGCUUUAUUCCCCGAGAAAUAUCAGUUCCUUGAUGAGGAGCUGGUCCAAAUGUGGAUUUCGCAUGGAUUUGUGCAUUGUGAUGAUUCAAGUAAGAGACUUGAGGAGAAAGGAUUGGACUAUCUGGCUGAUCUUGUGAACUUGGGCUUCUUUCAGCAAGUUGAAAGAGAAGAGACCGAUCCAGAAAAUCAAACUGGCUACAUUAUGCAUGAUCUUAUGCGUGAUCUUGCUAGGGUAGUCUCAAGAGCUGAGUUUGCAACUAUAGAUGGCACGCAGUACUGUGAGAUGCUGCCAACUAUGCGCCAUGUAUCAAUAGUAAGUGAUUCUGGAUAUAACACAGCUCAGCAUGGAGACAAACCUUGCAAUAAGAACUUUGAGAAGAAAAUGCUCGCCAGAUGUACAUCGCUGAGAAAAUUGAGAACAUUGGUAUUCAUUGGGCAGUAUGACAUGUUCUUCUUCAAAUCCUUUCAAGAUAUAUUCCAAGAGGCACAUAAUUUGCGCCUGCUGCAAAUUUCUGCAGCAUCUGCUGAUUUAAAUCCUUUACUGUGCAGUUUGGUGAAUUUGAAACAUCUUCGCUACUUAAACAUCGAAGCUGCUAAUGGGCUUGGGGUUUUGCCUCAAAUUUUGAUCAAGUUUUGCCAUCUUGAAGUAUUACAUGUUAGCUCAUACACCAAUCCUACAAUACCAGUCAGGAUUGACCAUAUUGUUAGGUUGCGGCAUCUUGUUACAGAAGAGAGGGCAUACUCUUCCAUUGCUAACAUUGGUAACCUGGCAUCUCUUCAGGAGCUACCCGGUUUUGUGGUUCAAAAUUCAAGCGGCUUUGAGAUAACACAACUCCAGUCCAUGAAAGAGCUUGUACGACUUGGAGUGUCUCAACUUGAAAAUGUUAAAACUCGGGAGGAGGCUUAUGGGGCAGGACUAAGAGAGAAACAACACUUGAAAGAGUUGCACUUGUCCUGGGAAGUUCCCUCGUCAGAUGUUGAAUAUGGUAGGGACAUGAGCUCCUCUGUUACAGAUUGGUUGUCGGUGGAGGUUAUUGAGGGCCUUGAACCACACAAUAACCUGAAGCAUCUGCGGAUAUCUGGGUACAAUGGGCAUCUCUCUCCAAUUUGGCUGGCCUCAGUUACCUCUUUGCAGACCCUUCAUAUAGAGGGUUGUGGAAAGUUGGAAAUACUUCCAUCUUUUGAACAGCUUCCAUUCCUUAGAAAGUUGAAGUUGAUGGAACUACCACGUAUAACAGAAAUAUCAAUUCCUUCAUUGGAGGAACUGGUAUUAAUUGAAACACCGAAGUUGGAGCGGUUUUCCUGCAUUUCCACUAGGGACUUGAGCUCCAAUUUAAGGGUUCUGAAGAUUAAGAGGUGUCCUGCAGUGAAGGUCUUUCCUCUAUUUGAGAGCUCACUCAAAUUUAAAAUCGAGCACAAGUCAUGGUUGCCCAGUCUUAGGGAACUCAUUAUCCAUGGAUGUCCUAAUUUACUUGUGCCACAUCCCAUUCCUCCAUCACCUACCAUCUCCAAACUAUCCGUCGUUGACGUUCCAACACUCCCAAGGAUAGAGGGAUCUUCUGGCGAGACAUUAACAGUUGGAUCCAGAAGUGAGGGUUAUGAUAAUUUUGAUCCUUCUUCUGAUAUCAUGACUAUACUGGAUUGCAAAAUUUUGGCAUUCCACAACCUGAGGGGCCUCAGGUACUUGCGUAUAGAUGGUUGCCAAAAUCUGGUGUCUAUUUCAUUCACAGGAUUAGGGGAACUUAUUUCUUUAAGGAGUUUGGAAAUAUGUAGCUGUCGAAAACUUUUCUCGUCAAAUGUUAUACCAGAGCAUACCCAUGCAGAUGUGACAGCUGCAAGUUGCAAGCCCCUCCCAUCUCUUGUCACUCUCAGAAUUAAGUGUUGUGGAAUAGCAGGAAAGUGGCUAUCUUCGAUGCUGGGAUAUGUGCCGGCCCUGGUGGAAUUAUUUUUAGAGGAUUGCCCUGGGGUAACACAGUUAGAGAUAGAAGAGGAAGAACACAUUCAAGAUUAUGGUACCUCAGUUCCAGUGGAUUCAUCAUCAGGAGGUCCAGGUGACACAUUGCUGACAAGCGCAGCUCAAGAUGAACUCUUGUGCCUUCCGCUAAAUCUCAUGUCCUCUCUCAAGAAGAUAUCGAUUCGGGAAUGCCCCCAUCUAGUAUUUCGCAGGAAUAACAAAGACUUGUCUAGAUUUACCUGCCUUGAGAAGCUAACAAUUUGGGGAUGCCCCGGGCUGCUCUCAUCUUUGGUGGAUAAAGAUGGAAAUGAUGAUCAGAGGAACGGAAGAUGGCUCCUGCCGAAAUCACUUGAAGAACUCGAGAUCCGUGGUGAUUCACCAGAAAUGCUGCAGCCAUGUUUUCCAGGGAAUGUAACCAACCUCAAAAAACUAGAAGUGUGGUUCAGCCCAAGUCUGAGAUCUCUACAGCUGCAUACCUGCACAGCACUGGAAGAGUUGAUAAUUGGAAACUGUGGAUCACUUGCUGCACCAGAGAGCUUGCAGUUCCUUGGCAGCCUUAAAUAUUUGAAAGUAUUCAGAUCCCCUGGCGUUCUUCCAUGUUUGGAGAAUUUGUCAAAGCAGGGCUAUGCUUUAUUCCCUGGACUGAAAAAGCUUGUGACCGAUGGCCCCUCUGUCUUUACCAUGUCAGUCUGCAAGCAACUCAACUCCCUCCAACACCUAGAACUUGAAAACUGGGAAUUUGUAACGAGACUAACAGAGGAGCAAGAGAGAGGGCUUCAGCUUCUGACAUCAUUGGAAGAGCUGGAAUUCCGGGGUUGCAGUUCUGAUCUCAAAUAUCUUCCUGUGGGGUUGCACGGCCUUCCUUCGCUCAAGAAGUUGAAGAUCAAUGGUUGUUUAGGAAUCUCAAGGCUGCCAGAACAGGGCCUCCCAUUCUCGCUGCAAGAACUGGAUAUCAGCAAUUGCAGCAAGGUGUUUAAUGAUCACUGCAAGUCUCUAGCAGCAACAGGGAAGCUAAAGGUCAAAAUUGUUGGAAAUACACAAACUUCUUAAUGCUUGGCAUGUUAAGCACACUUCUUACAAGCGUAACAGUUAUCAAACCAGUGCUUUCCAAGGUAUUCUAGCAUUAAUCAUGUUAGUAUCUUCAGAGUUGACACACUCAUCUAUGUGAUGCUAAUGUAAGCAGCUCCUCUGCAGGGGAUAUGAUAUGGUUGCUGCAGGGAUGCACCGUCAUCAGGAUGAUGACAUCCCUGCCUUUUCUGGAUCACACGUUUUAUGCUUG
Molecule: messenger RNA, 5270 nt
Organism: Hordeum vulgare subsp. vulgare (domesticated barley)
Lineage: Eukaryota; Viridiplantae; Streptophyta; Magnoliopsida; Poales; Poaceae
Exons: 4
Coding region: 20-5041 (1673 amino acids)
Biological process (GO): defense response to other organism
Molecular function (GO): ADP binding; DNA binding
Source: RefSeq, a predicted model, not a curated record